Liolophura sinensis is the source of this 2174-nucleotide messenger RNA. RefSeq names its product CDK5 and ABL1 enzyme substrate 2-like. NCBI's taxonomy places the organism in Eukaryota, Metazoa, Mollusca, Polyplacophora, Chitonida, Chitonidae. Gene Ontology annotation, biological process: regulation of cell cycle. The coding region runs from base 1 to 1731 and encodes 576 amino acids. The transcript is spliced from 14 exons. The record is from RefSeq and is a predicted model, not a curated record.
AUGGCGGCUGCUCGAAACAAACGGCGUCUGCAUUCGGGCAGAGAACGACGAAGGCUCGCCGCUAUCAACUUUCUUUCGAACAUUUCCCUGGAUGGAACUCACAGUGACACUAAGCUUAACAUAUUCAACUGUUCAAAUCAUGGAUCGGAGAGAAAAGAGAUCGUAUUAUCGCCGGCGAUAGGGUUGUUGGAAGAAGAAGAAUCCGUCGCGCGGUGUGCUGUGAAUGUGCACGAUGUGUCAGAUGCUGGCAAUGACAGAAGGUGUGUGUCACUCACAGAACACACCGACACCUCUACAAUAUUACCGUCAUCGAAACCGGCCACAUCCAGGCAAACAACAUUCUUAACACUGACAACAGACUGCGGAAAGAAUGUCUCCCAGCUUUCUGAUGAUUCAGCAACUGACAUUUCAUCCACCUCCAUGCCGGCGCCGACGUCAGUAACACAGCUGAUUACCGCUAAAGAGGACCCUGCCGUCACAUACAAGAGAUGGAGCUCUUUUCAGGACGGAGGAAAGACCGGGUCCCCAGCUUUAUUAAGGGCAAGCUCCUACUCAGGAGAUCGGGAGCGAGUUGGGAGAAAGAAGCUGCCUCUAGGGCAUGAAUCUGGGAUUACUUCCUCUCAGGUGAAGGCCGGGUUCGAGAAAGUCGCUGAACGACUUCGGAGAUCGAGUUCCAUCUCUGCAGAUUCCAGUGACUCGAGUACACGAGGCACUAGAGAAAUCAGAUUUAUUCUGAUUGAUCGCUUGAGACGGCGGCUACUGAGAAAUGAACGAGUGGUAAUGGUAUCCAAGAAGAAGGCUCCUGUGGUGGUAUCCUCAACCCUGGCUUACAACAGGGCCACUCAGCAUGGCAUACGCAGACCCGACAUCAGUGAGGACGUUCCGAUUGUACGUGUUCGUCAUUCGUCGGGGACUAGCCUUCGCCCUAUCUCCACCACUUACGAGGAUAUGUUGACAUUUGGCCUCCAGGUGCUGGCACGGACAGAGGAUGGGCAGGAUGUAUCAUACAGCGAGUUUCUGGUGCCAUCGCGGUACCAGCACAUUGUCAGGUCACCACACCACCAUGAGCAGGCAUUGCUGGAUACCCAAGGGCAUCAUGUCCUGGCACACAGAAGUUUCUCUUAUGACCCUACCCUAGCACAGAGAAUGACCACAACCCCAUCCAUUCUGGAGAAAGUUGCAGAGGAGCCUGACGCAGGUUAUGACCCCUGUGCACUGGAUGACCCUGAGCUGAGUUCAGGAAGUUACCGCACUCUAAUGACCUUCCCCUCCUACAUUACCUCUGUGAUUGACUAUGUGAGACCAUCAGAGCUAAAGAAGGAGCUGAAUGAAAGGUUUCAUGAAAAGUUCCCACAAAUUCAGCUGACCCUGAGCAAAUUACGCAGCUUAAAGAGGGAGUUGAAACGAAUUGCUGCAGAAAAGUGCGGAGUAGAUCUGUGGACAGUGGCACAGUCUUAUGUGUAUUAUGAAAAACUAACUUUGAAGCAUCUGAUAACCAAGCAGAACCGUAAACUGUGUGCUGGAGCCUGCCUGAUGCUGUCUGCCAAGCUGAAUGAUGUGAAAGGCGCAGAUCUGUCAAAGCUUAUACAGUGUACCGAGGAUGAGUUCAGGCUGCACAGAAAAGAAAUGCUAGGAUAUGAAAUAGCCGUGCUUGUUGCUCUGGAGUUUUCCCUUCAUAUUCCUGACCAGGAAGUGUAUCCUCACUACCAGAGGCUGGUCUGCAACUCCUGACACAGACUGCUCUACAAAUCCUGACACAGCCUCUUCUCUCUCCUCUCAGAAGCUAUACAUCUGACUGUCACUCUACAAUUGGAAACAUACUCUACUGUUCCAAAGACAGGAUUUUUUUAACCCUUUUUAAUACAUUCACCAUUCAGUAUAUUCUCUACUAAUACAAAUAGAAGGUCAACGACCCAGGAUCCAAUACAGUCCAGAAAUGGGUUAAUCUUCAUCAUGUGACACCCACACUUUUAGUCUGUUUACAGUGUCAUCUACACCUUGUACAUGUCCAGACUCUAACAUCAAAACCCAGGCCUUUCCAGGUCAACACUAUGGUUGUUUGGCCCACCACAGUAUUGUCCUGUAUUUUUGAGUACUGCCUAGAAUGUAUUGUCAAAACAUUGAGCAAGUGGAAGCAAAAAACUUGUUAUGACCUGUCUUUUUCUAACAUGAAG